Messenger RNA from Leguminivora glycinivorella, 906 nucleotides. RefSeq names its product cell division protein ZipA-like. The transcript has 4 exons. Lineage: Eukaryota; Metazoa; Arthropoda; Insecta; Lepidoptera; Tortricidae. The record is from RefSeq and is a predicted model, not a curated record. The coding region runs from base 1 to 906 and encodes 301 amino acids.
AUGGCAAGUGGAAAAGAGACGAGCCCAGGACCCUCUCGUAGGCGGAAAAGAGAUGAGUCCUAUGAAGAUGAUGACAUUGAUGACAACCGUAGCCCAGAGCGCCAGAGACGUCGGCACUCCGGGCACCGCAGCAGCCGCAGUCGACAUAGGAAGAGCAAGAAGAUUAAAGAAAACGUGCCAUUAUAUGUUCAUAAGUCAGUCAAUGUUAGGGGCUACACGAUUGUAGAAGUGUUUACGAAACCGGUGUAUAGUGGGGAUUUGUUUAUCGAGCCAAAUGAACCGUCGCCACCUCCACAAAAUCUGGAAACCGAGGGGCUAGACGAACGAUUGGGUGUAUCAGCCGGGUUCUCGGAGGAACCUCCCGGGCCAGAACAAGUACCUGGGCCCUCGUCAGCGUCGCUUCCGGUGGAACCAGUACCUGGACCCUCGUCUGCGUCGUUUCCGGUGCAACCAGCGCCAGGACCCUCAUCGGCGACGGAGCCUGCCGUAUUCGCCGAGCCCGCCAUUGCACCAGAACAGCUCGAAGUCGAACUAAUUGACCCGGAGCUACUUCAAAUCUUAGGUGAUUUUGUUCCUGAGGCGACGGAAUGGGGCGAGGAAAUUAACGACAAUUUGUCAAAAAUAUUGACGCCUAUUUUAAGAGAUGGGCUCAAAAAAGAGAUUAAGGAGGAAAUUUUGAAAAAUAAUUUACUACCAGGGCCCACCGCCCCGUUAUUUUCAGCGCAAUACAAGAGCGCCGCUGAACCGCAACGGUGGUCCGCUAGCCCCCCCUCCCCCGCAGACAUCGGCGCGCCGCCGGUAACCGGCCCCGCCGCGUCGCCGAUCCUCGGCGCAGGCGCCGACGCGCACGCGCACAGCGCGUUAUCCCCACUACACGAUUCUAGCCGAGCGUCGCGCCGACGCUAG